CUCAUACUGUCUGGUAAUGUCACAUUAAAUCAGAGUCCCCUGAUCUGCGACAAAUAUUCAACAAAGGAAAGCUUAAGGAGUAAAUAAAGAAUUCAACGAAGAUGGACGAUAGGAUUGUAGAAAUCAACGACCAAGGACAAGAAAAUAUCGAAGCAAGUUGGUGUUGCAAUUUAGGAUGGUGUUUGUGUUGCAAGACUACACAACCAGAAUCUCAGAGGCUCUUUAUUCAGCAGGAAAACAAUGAAGAUGAAGAUUCAGAACAAACCCAGGAAAAGCAGGUUCUCGAAGGCAAGAAUAGGCGAUGUUGUGAACCAGGUUCAACACUUUUGAUUGUGCUAGGAGUUUUGUUACUAGGCAUUGUGGUUUCAAUAAUGGCAGUUAAUUGGGCGCAACUGAUUUCUCCGGAGUGUGAGAACGAAAAUAUGGUGUUAAUUGUUUUAUUGAUAUCCAUUUCAAUUGGACUGAUUUCCGUUAUAUGUCUGUUGAUUUCACGUCAAAUACAUUUCAAGUUAGAACCGUCAGAAAACAAAAGAAGCAUUACAUUUUUGAAGAUCAAAUUAAUCUCAAUGUAUAUCUUUGGUCUGGGUUACAUAUUUCAUUGUGGAUUAUACACUUGGAAGCAUUUUUCUUAUGACAUUUGUCCAGAAAACAGCGACUUAUGUAGAGCUUAUAAUAUAUUGUCAAUAUUGUACACAUUCAUUCUGUUUAUUUAUUUUACAUUGUACUUUGAAAGAUUUGAUGAAAAUACUUUUGGUGAAAAUGCCGCUUCACUAGGAAUUUUCAUAACCAACGCAUGUAUUUGGUUUGAUGCCAUCUUUUCUGAGUCUAACUUUCUAUUUAAACAUGAAAUAAUUGUUGAUAAUUCGUCAACGGCAAUAAAUGUUACUAUGUCUGCAAAAAGAGCAAUGGAGGCAAUUGAAAAGUCCGAUCCAUUCUUAUCCCCAGCAAUGAUAGAAUUUUCUCUAAUAUCUGUUGACAUGUUGUUUUUAAGAACUGUUCGUUUGACAAAAUCCUCAAUACCAACUAUAUCAAACGAAUCUGAAAAUGUAGCAAAUAGUAACGAUUUUACAAACCUACCAAGAUGUGUCCGAAUAACAGGUCAAUUCUUUCUCUAUCUUGUUGUUUUGAUGUUAUUUGUUUUUACCUUUGUAGUAGUAAUAACAAACGAUCCAUCAAAUGAUAUUUUAGACCAUCCCGACGAUUUCAAUGUUUACGUUUCAAUGCAACUGUUUGUAAAAUUGCUAAUGCUGAUAUUGAUAUCCAUAUGUCUUUUUGUCGAGUGGUCAUGUUUGACUUUUCAUUUAAAUGUUUCAGCAUUUGUAUUACUGGUCACUUGCUUUGGUAAUGUUGUUUAUCAUACAUUGUACUGUGUUGCUUUAUAUUCUGAAGGGAAAAAGAAUGAAAGUCAGUUUAUUGGUGUUUCCUGGACCGACAACAUCAUAAGCAUGCUUUUAGCCUUAUUUCAAACAGUGUUUAUAUUAGGAACCCAUAUGCCUAAAGAUUUUGAAAACGUUAUGUGUCAUACUUGCUCUAGAAAUUGUAAGAAUUGGCUACAUAUCAAAUUUGUGAACUACGCAUGCUGCCUUUUGGGUAUUCUUAAUUUAGGUUUAUGGAUCAGUAGUAGCAUUGGAGAAGGACGUCUUCCUGUAUUUACCAUUUCAAUUUAUAAGGCGUACGAGAAAGUAGUUUGGUCUGUCAUCAACAAGAUAGUUUUACCUCUUACAAUAUUUUUCCGGUUUCAUACUGGGCUAGAUUUCUUAGAAUUUUUUUGGAAGCAUGAAAAUGUGUAGACAAGUUUAUCUAUCUAACCGAACUCCCAUAGAAAAUUUUAGAUCUAUAGAUCUAUUGAUAGUUGCAAAUAAUGUACGGUGUAGUUGAGGCUGACAAAACGAUCUGAAGUGAUCAAUUUCUUUUCAAAGUUGAACUUUGAAUAAAUGAAAGUUCAACACCCAAGCGGUAAAGUUAGCCAUACUGAAAAGAUAACCUCUCAUUUAAAGUUUUACACCUUUAAUAGCAAACAUACUUUUUUAUCAAAUGUUUCAUAUAAGAUUUUACAAUUUAGUUUAAAACCAUAAAUAUUAAUUUAUAAAGGAGUUUGUUUAUUUACGAGGUCAAUCAGGUGACCAAUUGUAAUUAGUCUUCUGUUGUCUGUCGUGCAUCGUGCGAUAAUAAUUUGGCAUUUUUAAAUUUUUCAUAAAAACUACAGGAAAAAGGAAAGAAUAUGUUUGUGUGUAAAGCAUUUUUAUGGUAAGAGGAAUCUAAAUUGUGAAGUUCAUGGCUUUAUCACUACCGGCUUCUCAUUUAUAUGUUGGAGAACUUUUUCAAAUAUCUUCUUUCUUACACACAUGUGGGAAAAUCAGUAUUUAUGGUUUUGAUCUCCAUGAAACUCUGUACAAAAAUUGUAAAAGUCAUGGUCAAGGGGUUCAGAUCCUAGGAUGGGACAAUUAGGUUUUUUUUUAGAAUUAACAGAAUGUAUGGUUAUAUUGUCCAUGACGUCCUCUACCUAAAUUGUUCAAUUAAUGAUCACUGGGACAAGUAAAUCAGUCCCUAGGGCUGGGCAAGGAUGGUCACAAUGACACUGUUUUGUUUAAAUAAUAUUUUCUUCUGUAUUAUCACAGUCGGGGGUAUAAUUAAUACAAUGUAAAUAUGGUCAUACUGUCUUUAUGUUGAAUUGUUAAAUUGUUAUAACUUUCUAGGCAAUUUGGCAGAACUUUAGGCUUUUAAUCUUUAAUUUCAUCUUGAAAACAACUUGGUAAAUUGUCACUUAUAAAUAUUAAAUUGAUCAUGAAUAUAUGUUCUAUUUAAGAAAAUCUAUGAAUUACCUUGUACAUUGUAUACUUGUAGAAAAAAUUGUACGCAUUCAGAAACUGUAAAUAUUAUAAAAGAUUGACCAUUAAUCGUCUGCAGGUCUCUUAAUACCAAACUUUUACAAUUUUUGGCCCCGGAAGUUAAGGUAUAGCUAUAGAUAAUUUGAUAGGAUAUUCUUCGAACUCUGGAAUCCCACUCUUUCCAAAUUUUAAUGAAUGAAUGUUUUUUAAAAACAUAAAGUAAUAAAGGCGGGGUAACAUUCUGAUAAGUUUCAAAUUAGUGUCUAGACUUUGAAAUGAAGCUUAAAAUGCCUACAUGAGACUCUCUGAUAUUUCAAUCUAAGGACUAUGAUACUUAUGUGACUUUCAAGGCAGG
This is a messenger RNA of Magallana angulata, 3183 nucleotides long. RefSeq lists its product as uncharacterized. Gene Ontology annotation, biological process: proton transmembrane transport. The record is from RefSeq and is a predicted model, not a curated record. The coding region runs from base 102 to 1790 and encodes 562 amino acids. Gene Ontology annotation, cellular component: membrane. The transcript has 7 exons. Gene Ontology annotation, molecular function: proton channel activity. Lineage: Eukaryota; Metazoa; Mollusca; Bivalvia; Ostreida; Ostreidae.